AAUUUAACGCAACAGAGAUUGAAAUUCUGAAAUAAUUCUAAAGAUAAAUUUAAAUGAACAUUUAAAGUAGGAGAUGAACAACUCCAAUCGAUCAGCAGCAAGCAAGCAAGCAACGGCAAUGUUAGCAACAUCAAUAAAUCAGCAGCAACGUCAAUAAAUCAGCCGGAACGUCUUUAGAGCAGGGGCUUUUUCCAACGUCUUUUUUUUUCCUCAUUUUCUCUAAAUCUUGGUUGACUGCUUCUUGGCUUCUUGCUCGCCGGUCUACGGCCCUACUCCGGUCUGUCGCGUCUGACGCCUCCGGUCUCCGCCUUCUCGUACAACCGCGUAGGUCUGCUGCAGCCUGCAGUGGCGCCGCCGCUAGUGUGCUCAGUCUCGACUGUGCUGCCCUUCGCCGUUCUGCUCCGUGCUCUACUACCACCCACCGGUCGCCGCUCCGGCCCCGGUGCUCCGGUAUCCGUCGUCCGUCGGCUAUGUUGGAGUUUGCAGAAACUUAGAGAGAUCGAAUAUCCGAAGCAUAGAUAUGAAUUUCCCGACUCGGAUCACUGAGAGAUUGCCCUUUCUUGAAGUUCUAAGCAGUCCUAUAUUCUCUGGUAGAGGAGUGUCCAAGCAGGAUUAUGUGCAUUUGAAGCAGCCUUUUCGGAGAUUUACCGGGGUUCGGGCGAAUACGGUUCCGACUGUAGAUGGAAAUUUAAAGAAUGGGAGAAGGGUUGUUCUCCCUGCAACUAAAGAGUACGCAGAUGAGGCAAUUCAAUCAAUCAAUGCAGGGAAAGUCAUUGCUGUGCCAACCGAUACAUUGUAUGGCUUUGCUUGUGAUGCUUGUUCUAGAGAAGCUGUCAACAGGAUAUAUCAGAUCAAAGGGCGCAAGCUUACAAGCCCUCUUGCAAUAUGUGUCGGGGAUGUUUCAGACAUAAAGCGGUUUGCAUUUACAAAUGAUUUGCCAGAAACUUUGCUUGAUGCUCUCCUUCCUGGUCCCGUGACUUUAGUUUUGAGGCGAGGAGAUUCAAGUAUUUUGGAGAAGUCCCUGAAUCCAGGAAUAGAUAGUAUCGGUGUUCGAGUACCUGAUAACGACUUUAUAAGGAUAAUAGCUCGGGGUUCUGGAAGUGCAUUGGCCCUUACUAGUGCAAAUUUGACUGGGCAUCGCAGCAGUGUCUGCAUCAAAGAUUUUGAGGGUUUGUGGGGACACUGUGCAUAUGUGUAUGAUGGUGGUGAGCUUCCAAUGGGUCGUGCAGGAUCUACAAUUGUAGAUUUGACAAAUUCUGGAAAAUACAAGAUAAUAAGGCCUGGCAGCGCGAGGGAAGAAACUAUUGAAAUCCUGCAGGAUCAUUUUCUUAUAGAAGAGAAGACUGAUAAUUCAUGAAUAUUCAACUUAAUUUUUGCAUGAGCUAAUUGUUGGAGGUCUUCCAAUGCUUUACGUGCAAGUCUGCAAUUUUGUUCAACUUUGUAUGAUAGUAUUACCAGUAUGCUUUACUGUAAUCAUAUUCUUUUGUUUUUAAA
Molecule: messenger RNA, 1494 nt
Organism: Spinacia oleracea (spinach)
Lineage: Eukaryota; Viridiplantae; Streptophyta; Magnoliopsida; Caryophyllales; Amaranthaceae
Exons: 6
Coding region: 521-1357 (278 amino acids)
Biological process (GO): regulation of translational fidelity
Cellular component (GO): cytoplasm
Molecular function (GO): double-stranded RNA binding; nucleotidyltransferase activity; tRNA binding
Source: RefSeq, a predicted model, not a curated record